This is a messenger RNA of Chelonoidis abingdonii (Abingdon island giant tortoise), 1807 nucleotides long. RefSeq names its product coiled-coil domain containing 136 (gene CCDC136). Gene Ontology annotation, cellular component: acrosomal membrane. NCBI's taxonomy places the organism in Eukaryota, Metazoa, Chordata, Testudines, Testudinidae. Gene Ontology annotation, biological process: acrosome assembly; single fertilization. The record is from RefSeq and is a predicted model, not a curated record.
GUCCGCACAGCGGCUCGGGGAGCGGCCAUGGCGCAGCACCCGGGCCGGAGGCAGGAGUGGGCAGGUGAGGUGGAUGCCCCAGACCUGGAGGAAGAAACGGAGGAGGAUGUGGGCAACACGGCUUCCAUGGAAGAGGACGAGAAAGAGCUGGACCUGAUGGACCAGGAGAUGGAAGACCUGAGGGCCCAGAUGCUGCAGCUGCUGGAGGAGCUGGAGGAGACGCGGGAGCUGGCAGUGAAGCACGAGGACGACUCGCUGGAGCUACAGGGCUUGUUGGAGGACGAGCGACUGGCCAGCGCCCGGCAGGCCGAGAUCUUCACCAAACAGAUCCAGAGACUUCAAGCUCAGAUGCGCACGCUGAAGGAUGAGUUCAGCUCCCUGCAGGAGACGAAGGCGUUGGAGCUGGAGCAGGUGGAGCGGGAGCUGCAGGAGGCCAACGAAGAGAUCCACGGCCUGCGGCUGGAGGCGGAGGAGGUGGCGGCCAUCCAUGAGAACGAGAUCGCUGCCCUGCAGGAGCAGCUGUGCCGGCUGCGAGCUGAGCUGCAGCGCGUCCAGCAGGUCCGAGAGGAGUACGAGACGGAGAUCACCACCCUGCGCGCCGAGAUCACGAUGAAGGGCAGUGGCCAGGCCUGGGCUGAGGGCCGUGCUGACGAGGUGACUAUGCUCCAAGAGGAGCUGCUGACCCUGCGGGAGCAGUACCGGGACCUGAUGGAGGAGUACCAGACGCUGCAAGAGAGCAACAAGAUCAUGGUGCACCAGCUCGAGAACCUGGAAGCCCAGAAGUACAGAUCCAGGAGCAGGUCAGAAGACUCUCGCAAGUCGACGGAGUCGGACGUUACCCAUCCCCCGGUGCGCCGGACCCUCUCUCCCCGGCGCGCCAGCCCCCGCCUGAGCGGCAGCGUCUCCUUCAAGACGGUGGACGACACGAGAACCAUCAGCGCCCCCAACUGCAAGAAGGAACCCCUGAGCCAGGCCGAGGAGUCCGACACUGAGCUGAGCCUGCGCUUCCAGCUGCAGAGCGAGGAGGAGAAGGUGCAUCUGACCCAGAGCAAGUGUGACAACAUGCAGACCGAGCUGCGGGAGCUGCAGCGGCAGUACCAGGUCAUCCAGCAGGAGCGCCAGCAGCUGCAGGAGGAGCUGAGGCUGUGCCGGGCGGAAAUCCAGAGACUCAAAGGCACCAUGCCCGCUGACGGGCGGGUCCCGGCUGGGGGGCUGAAGCCCGUCAUCCUCUUCGCAGUAGCUGCAGCCGUCUUGCUGCUGUACCCCUGUCUGAAGCGGUCCUGUGCCAGCGCCGUGCCAGCCUGAGGAGUGCCACACCCGGGCCGUGCCACGCACACAUACACCCCGCCCCCCACGGCCUGCUGCCACUGGGAAGGCUGGAGACCUUUGCUCCAGCCCCCCACCGCCACACGGAGCUCACCCCCCUGCCCCUGGUCAGUCACACCAUGGCAGCAUCUGCCCCCACGUUACUGUCUCUCUCUUUCCUUCGGGGCUCAGGGUCAGGGACGCCACAUCUGUGGGGCAGGGAAGGGCGACUCGAGGAUGCUGCUCUGGGGGUUGUGUGGAUGUGGGAGGGGGUUGGGAUAGGGAGGGGGUGGGAGAGUGAGGGGCUCCCUGGAAAGCAGCCUCAGCCAGCCCUGGGGCCCCCGGCUCUGGGCUGGCUCCAGUCCCAUUGGAUCGUAACACCAGCUAGUGCGGGGGGGCACGAGGGGUCCCUGCCAGCGACUCCCCAAACGGAACCUGGUCUGGUGGAGUCCCAGCCCCCGCCCUGCCCCACACUGCCCCCCUCCAUCCCAACUCACGCCCU